UUCCUUACUCUGCACGCGCCGACGCGGUCUCUCUCUCUCUCUCUUUAAGCACACACCCCCAUUUGGAUUCUCUCUUCUUCCCACCAAGCAUUCCCUACAAUCCAUACACUGCAUACCCACUUUCUGUCUGUCUGUCUCUCUCUCUACACACUUUCUCUCUCUACGGCGCCACGUCAUCACUGGUUACUCAUCAAACCACUGCCCGCCGGUCCAUCUGGCUGAGCUGUAACCGACUGUAGCUAAGCCUACCCUCUUGAUAUCUCUCUCAAGUCUGUGUCUCACUCACUUUCUAUCUCAAUCUGUUGUUCUCUACAAGAAAUAUAUACACAAUAUAUAAUUUGGAGGCGGAAUUGCGGAAAAGGAAAGGGAAGGACAAAGCAAAUAAAAACUUUCUCUGCAUCUCUAUCUAUUAUCUCUGUAUCUGUGUCUGGAUGACAAAAAAAUGCCUGCUUGGUGGGGAAGAAAGUCUCAGAAAAGCAGCAAGGUAGAACAACAGCAGCAACUGAAGGAACAAGAGAGCAAGCAGAAUUAUAGCAAAGGUUUGGAAAUCAAGAACGAUAAGAAGGGGAAGGAGAAAUCCAAGAGUUUGGAUGAGGCGGCGACCGUCUUCAUAGCUCGUGAUUCGGCCAGGACUAGUAAGGAUUUUGUGGUUGCCGCCGGUGGCUUUGGUGGGUCUUCUUUUGGUUCGGAUUCAGAUGGCCAUGUUGGUGUAGCGGAGAGGAGGGGCCAUCCUUUGCCUCGGCCGUCGGUGUCGUCUUCGCCGCCGUUUCUAGGGAUUGAUCAUGGAGGUGGGUCUGGGUCUGGGUCGGUCUCGAGUAUCAGCUCAUCUGGGUCUUCCGAUGAUCCGGCUCCUGAUCUUGGGUUAUUUGGUGGUUACAGAGCACAUGGUGAAACUAAAGUCAGCCAAAGAUCAAGAAGUCCAGGUCCAGGAUCAAGAGCAGCCACCCCCACCACUCCUUCAUCACCUUUGCAUCAACGAUUGUUUGGUAUUAGUCUAGACUCUGCAACAGGGAGGCCAGAAGAUGGGAGGAGUAUAUGUCAUCCAUUGCCACUUCCUCCAGGUUCUCCUACCAACCCUUGUGCCUCACCCACCAGAAGAAGUAGUGGAGCCUUUGAACAUGCACAUAGUCUUAGAUCAACUUGGAAGAAAGGAAAACUUCUAGGAAGGGGGACAUUUGGGCAUGUUUAUCUUGGAUUUAAUAGUGAGAGUGGACAAAUGUGUGCUAUAAAGGAAGUCAGAGUCAUUUCUGAUGAUCAUACCUCAAAAGAAUGUCUCAGGCAACUGAAUCAGGAGAUAUCAUUGCUUAGUCAGCUCUCACAUCCAAACAUUGUUCAGUACUAUGGAAGUGAACUGGGAGAAGAAACGCUCUCAGUUUAUUUGGAGUAUGUAUCCGGGGGCUCCAUACACAAAUUACUUCAGGAAUAUGGUCCGUUCAGGGAACCUGUUAUUCAGAAUUACACUAGACAAAUUCUUUCAGGGCUUGCCUACUUGCAUGGAAGGAAUCAUGUACACAGAGAUAUUAAAGGAGCCAACAUACUUGUAGAUCCUAAUGGUGAAAUCAAGCUUGCAGACUUUGGCAUGGCCAAACACAUUACAUCAUAUUCUUCAGUGCUUUCUUUUAAAGGAAGUCCUUACUGGAUGGCACCUGAGGUUAUAAUGAAUAGUAGUAACGGAUACAGUCUUGCUGUUGAUAUUUGGAGCCUUGGGUGUACAAUUCUUGAAAUGGCAACAACAAAACCACCUUGGAGCCAAUACGAAGGGGUGGCUGCAAUAUUUAAAAUUGGAAACAGCAAAGAUACCCCUGAAAUUCCAGAUCACCUUUCUAAUGAUGCAAAGAACUUUUUGAAGCUCUGCCUGCAGAGAGAUCCAUCUGCACGUCCUACUGCUGCACAGUUAUUGGAGCAUCCUUUUGUUCGAGACCAAGCUGCAUCAAGAGUCAUACAUAUCAAUACAACUAAUGAUGUUUAUCCUUCUUCCUACGAAGGCAAUCAUUCACUGCAGCCAACCUCUGAAUUCCAUUUUAAGGGGAUAAAUACCACCUCGCUCCAUGGAGAUUAUGCGAUGAAGCCAGUGGUUACAUCUUCAAGAGCUUUAAAAAUCUCAAGGGAUAGUGCAAGAGUGAACAUGUCAUUACCGGUUUCUCCCUGUUCAAGUCCAUUACGACAACAUUGCACAGCAAAUAGGAGUUAUUUUCUUUCCCCUCCUCAUCUAUCUUAUCCCUUUAUAGCACAGAGUAGUUAUGGCAUGACUGAUUAUUCAGCCUUGUCAACAAGACCAAAUACAAAUUACACUGCUGAUGUUUGGUGGGAUAGCCCCCAAAUAAGAACCCCAACUCCUGGUGGGUCCCCAAGAGCAAGACCUUAUUGAGGACACGUAAGGACCAACACAACAAAAUUUUCGUGGUCAUGAUUAAUGCCUCCUGGAUCAAAAGUGCAAUUUGUUGAAAAAGGAUGUAAUACUUAUCUUUUCUCAAAGACUGAUGGAUACAUUUCCUGGGGUUGAGAUUGGAUGAGAAUGAGAGAAUCUCUUGUUUUGCUUCCCCAUGUAAACAAAUGAAGUUGUGAGACCAUUGAGAUUGUCCAAAUGGAUGAAUUUGGAGGAAGGGAUGGGUAGCAGUCCUUUUUGUAUGGAAGUAUGGAGCAUGGCUGCUGAAUUUCUUGAUAUUGUAACCUCUUCUUGAUCAUGACCACUGUAACUGAGGGAGGCUACCACAAAAUUUGUUGUGUAUAUAAGGAAUACCAUUUUGUCUUUUAUCAAUCGGGUCUCCUCUCUUUUCUUUUGGGGAGGCUUUUUCCAUGAUUUUGUACUCAAUUUUCUCGAAUGAUUUUAGCCAUUUAUCUGCAGUCAUUGUUUUAGCAGUUCAA
Messenger RNA from Nelumbo nucifera (sacred lotus), 2865 nucleotides. It is a transcript of the gene MAP3KA, whose product is annotated as mitogen-activated protein kinase kinase kinase 3. The record is from RefSeq and is a predicted model, not a curated record. Gene Ontology annotation, biological process: protein phosphorylation; MAPK cascade. NCBI's taxonomy places the organism in Eukaryota, Viridiplantae, Streptophyta, Magnoliopsida, Proteales, Nelumbonaceae. Gene Ontology annotation, cellular component: cytoplasm. Gene Ontology annotation, molecular function: MAP kinase kinase kinase activity; ATP binding.